Molecule: messenger RNA, 3331 nt
Organism: Oncorhynchus kisutch (coho salmon)
Lineage: Eukaryota; Metazoa; Chordata; Actinopteri; Salmoniformes; Salmonidae
Product: G protein-activated inward rectifier potassium channel 4
Exons: 4
Coding region: 485-1780 (431 amino acids)
Biological process (GO): regulation of monoatomic ion transmembrane transport; potassium ion import across plasma membrane
Cellular component (GO): plasma membrane
Molecular function (GO): G-protein activated inward rectifier potassium channel activity
Source: RefSeq, a predicted model, not a curated record
AUUCCUCUAUGCCUUUGCCUGCAGAGUGAAACGAGCCAUGUGGUAGGCAGGCACACACACAUAGACGCUCUCUGCACACACACACACACACACACACACACACACACACACACACACACACACACACACACACACACGCACAAACACACACGUAAAGGACAAAUCCUGAGAGACAAGAGCUCUGUGUGGAAGUGAGAGAAGAGCAAGAGGGGGAGGGGGGUGGUUGGGGGAGGAAACACUCACACACAUAUUCACAUGCUCUCCCUCUCUACCUCACACACACUCAAACACACACUCAAACAUACACACACACAGGACUAGAGCGGUGAAGAGGAGAAGAGAAGAGCUGGGAGGCAGGAGGGCUGCUGAACAAAGCAAGGGAAGGAGAGUGGAGUCCAGGGGAGAGCAGCAGCCGUGAAAUGCCUCAACAGGAGCCUGCCAGCUACUCUUGUGGCCACCUAAAGGUGGUGAGCUCCACCUGAGGAUGGCGGGAGAUUCUCAAGUCCACAUGGACCACGACAUGGAGAUAGGAGUCACACCCACAGCGGUGAAAAAGCUUCCCAAACACAUGCGGGAGGCCCAAAUCUCCACUGAGCGCACCCACCUCAUCGCCGACCCCAUCAAGAAGCCCCGACAACGCUACGUCCAGAAGGACGGCAAAUGCAACGUUCACCACGGCAAUGUGCAGGAAACCUACCGUUACCUUAGCGACCUGUUUACCACCCUGGUGGACCUGCGCUGGCGCUUCAGCCUCUUCAUUUUCACUUUGGUCUAUGUGGUCAACUGGCUGUUUUUCGGCCUGCUGUGGUACAUCAUCGCCCUGAUCCGAGGGGAUCUGUGGCACAGCGACGAGGAGGGCUGGACCCCCUGCGUAGAGAACCUCAACAGCUUCGUCUCUGCCUUCCUCUUCUCCAUUGAGACGGAGACCACCAUCGGCUACGGCUACCGCGUCAUCACAGAGAAAUGCCCUGAGGGCAUCAUCCUGCUGCUGAUCCAGGCCAUCCUGGGCUCCAUCGUCAAUGCCAUGAUGGUGGGCUGCAUGUUCGUGAAGAUCUCCCAGCCAAAGAACCGUGCCGAGACGCUCAUGUUCUCCCACAAGGCGGUGAUCUCUGUGCGGGACAACAAGCUGUGUCUGAUGUUCAGAGUUGGGGACCUGCGCAACUCCCACAUCGUGGAGGCCUCCAUCCGGGCCAAGCUGAUCCGCUCACAGCAGACCAAGGAGGGGGAGUUCAUCCCUCUCAACCAGACGGACAUCAACAUCGGUUUCGACACGGGAGACGACCGGCUCUUCCUGGUGUCCCCACUCAUAAUCUCCCACGAGAUCAACGAGAAGAGCCCCUUUUGGGAGCUGUCCCAGGCCCAAAUGGACAAGGAGGAGUUUGAGAUUGUGGUCAUCCUGGAGGGUAUGGUUGAAGCUACAGGGAUGACCUGCCAGGCCCGGAGCUCUUAUCUGGACAAAGAGGUGUUGUGGGGCUGGCGUUUCACCCCGGUCCUGUCUCUGGAGAAGGGCUUCUACGAGGUGGACUACAACAGCUUCCACGACAUCUACGAGACCAACACACCGUCGUGCAGCGCUAAAGAGCUAGCCGCUACACUACGAGAGGGCCAGCUGCUCCCCACGCUCUCUUCGCUGACGCCCGAGCCCCCCAAACCCUACACCCUGGAACCCCUGUCCACCCACAACCCACUCACCAAAGAGGUGGACAAGGGGGAGGAGGGGGAGAGGGGAGAGAUCAACGGCUCGGCUGCAGCUCUGGAAGACCAGCCCGGACUGGACUGACUACUUCAGAUAAGCCAAACCAGAGACAAAGUUACUAAAGACUAUGCCUCAUUUAGUCAAUGGCCAGCUUGUUCCAUUGCAUUGCUUGGAGAUAAAAGAUCCCCCCCCUCCCCAUGCAAUAAUUCUCUAGAGUGUCAAUCUGUAGUAUAUAUUUGUUUUGCAGACACAAAUACACACAAACAAACUAACAUACACAAUUAUACAAACACAUAAUACACAUAAUAUGCUCCAGAUUGGUCGUAUUGUCUUUUUAUAUUUGAGGCGACCACAUAUUUCCAUUACAGUAGUAAUAGCUCAAGUGAUAUACUGUAUAACCUGAAGUGGAACAGGUAGCCAUGACGAACGAAUAUCACAGCUUACAAAUGAUCCAAUAUCCUAAAUUUAGAGAUUGUUGAUUCAGCUUCCGACAGAAUAUGUGCGGACCAGAUCAUUAUCUUCAAUCCCAUCACGCUUUGUUAUUACAGUUGUCCACUAUGGAAUCUCUUAACUGAAGGCAAUAUGUACGCAGCCGCGCUUCAGCCCUCCUUCGUACCUGUAGGCAGGAAGUAGAGCUCAGCUCAGUUCAGCUCGCCGCUAUAGAUCAAGCGCUGUCUCUUUGUCCAAUCACCCUCGUAUUUUGUCCAAUCUCCCUUGCGGUUCCACUGUCAUGCUUAAUCGCAUUACGUGUGACGAAUAUACUAGAGCAAAACACAGAACCCAGAGAGUCCCUCAGUAUUGGACCCAGAGGAACGGGCAGUACCUCAUUUUGAUAUUCAUGAUACAUAAGCACAAGCCCUGUGACCCUGAUAUGCCCCCCUUCCCUCCAUCCCUGUCCCCCCUCCUGCCCCUGACUGGUGCAUAUUUUAGUGCAUGGUGUUGAGUAUAGGCUACUGAUGAUACAAGCAGGUUUAUAAUGAUAUGUACGCUCAUAAGUAUUUCUUCCCUGCACUGUGACAUAAGCUUUUUGUGCUAUUCGUCUUAUUUCACCUUUGGUUAGUUCUGUUUAAAUCAAAUCUAAAUAAAAUGCAAUUGUAUUGGUCGCGUACACAGAUUUUGCAGAUGUCCAGAUUCAGUUUUAUUCUACCCAUAGUCCUGGUCUGGACUCAGCUAGCUACUGUUGUCUCUGCUUGAGAGAGUGUAUGACUCUGUCGCUUGUCCUGUGUGUCACAUUUUCUACAGUUUUCUUUUGAGGAUGUGUAUGACAGAGCUUGCAUGAUAAUGAACUGUCCCCUCGACAUAGCAAGUUUAAUACACUGCUAAUAAUACAGGGUAUUUUCUAGGCAUGCAAACUACAAUGAACAAUUUCUACAGAUAUUGUAAACCAAUAUAUUGAUGAUAGCUAAGAUGACAAAUCUCUUAAAUUAAACCCUUCUCCCCCUUCUAUAACAUUUAUUUGCAUUUCUCCAAACACUUGUCCCAUCAAUGUAUUUUAUUUCACUGUGACAUUGUAGCAUCAUAUUUAUGCCAUUUGCAUAAAGAUCCUUUAUCAUUAGAGAAAAUAACUUCUCCCAUAGGUGGAAUGUCAUCUGUUUUAUGUGUGUUCUCAUUGGAAUAAACCUAAUAUGGCCAAAA